Seriola dumerili (greater amberjack) is the source of this 3486-nucleotide messenger RNA. It is a transcript of the gene epha2b, whose product is annotated as EPH receptor A2. Lineage: Eukaryota; Metazoa; Chordata; Actinopteri; Carangiformes; Carangidae. Gene Ontology annotation, cellular component: plasma membrane; neuron projection. Gene Ontology annotation, molecular function: ATP binding; protein binding; transmembrane-ephrin receptor activity. The transcript is spliced from 17 exons. Gene Ontology annotation, biological process: cell surface receptor protein tyrosine kinase signaling pathway; protein phosphorylation; axon guidance. The record is from RefSeq and is a predicted model, not a curated record. The coding region runs from base 40 to 3036 and encodes 998 amino acids.
GAGAGAGAGAGAGAGAGAGAGGAAGGAAAAGUUUGCCAAAUGGAUUUCUUCGGGGGAGUCAGACCUUUAUUAUUUUCAUAUUUUCUCAUUAACGGUAUAUUAAUUACAUUACAGACUAAAGAAGAGGUUCUUUUGGAUAUGAGGGCAACAGGAGGUGAACUGGGCUGGCUGACAUGGCCCUUAGAGCAGGGAGACAGGCCCGGGUGGGAGGUCGUCCAGAGGACUCUGAAUGGCUCUCAGUUCUACACCUACUCCGUCUGCAACGUUGGCGAACGGGAGCAGGACAACUGGCUGCGCACCACCUUCAUCCAGCGGCGGCCGUCGGCCUCGCGGGUUUUCGUCGAGAUCCAGUUCAUCGUGCGUGACUGCAACUCUUUCGACGGCGCCUCACUGACCUGCAAAGAGACCUUCAACCUCUUCACGUCAGAGUCGGACGCAGACGUUGGGACGACCUUCCGCAAGGGCCAGUUUAAGAAAGUGGCCACGAUAGCUCCUGACGAGAUCACCAGCAAAAACGAGAUGCGCAUCAACAAAGAGACGCGAGUGGUGGAGAGCCUGUCACGAAAAGGUUUCUACCUGGCCUUUCAGGACAUCGGGGCGUGCGUUGCGCUCCUCUCUGUCCGGGUCUACUACAAAACCUGCCUGGCCACAGUGAAGAGCCUCGCCUCGUUCCCCGAGACCGUGGCCGGAGGUGAAAACCAGGCUCUCCGGGAAGUGAGCGGAGUGUGCGUGGAUAACGCCGUCAGCGAGGAGUUGCCUCGCAUCUACUGCACCGUGGACGGGGAGUGGGUGGUGCCGGUCGGGCAGUGCCAGUGCAAACCAGGCUAUGAGGAAGUGGAAGACGCGUGUCAAGAAUGUCAGCCCGGCUUCUUCAAAGCUGCAGCAUCCGGGGAGAAGUGUGAGCCGUGCCCUGCCAACACCAAGAGGCAGGACUCUGGGGCUUUGGUUUGUCCCUGCAUGGACGGCUUCUACCGGGCCCCGACCGACCCCCCCACCGGACCCUGUUCAGGCCUCCCCUCUGCCCCGCGAGACCUCAUGGCCACCACCACCCAGCUCUCCGCGGGAAAACUCCUCCUCUCGUGGAACCCGCCUGAAGACACCGGAGGUCGCUCCGACAUCACCUACAGCGUGAUGUGCCAGCGCUGCGAGGGCGGCGCCUGUCAGCCCUGCGGGGAGAAGAUCCGCUACGACCCAUCCAGCGUUGGCCUGACUGAGACCAAGGUGUCGGUGAGCGAGCUGGACGCUCACCUCAACUACACCUUCACCGUGGAGGCUCACAGCGGCGUGUCGGUGUUUGCCAGUCAGGCGACACCGCGGGCUCACGGACCGACAUCCACCAGCACCCUGACUACAUCUCUGCACUACACAGAUCCCCCCAAGAUUACCGCCAUGCGACUGGUGGAGAGGACCUCCACCAGCUUGUCUCUUUCCUGGGACGUAUCUCCCCGACCACCCGCCCAACACCGGCCCGUCCGCUACGAGCUGAUCUACCGCAAGAAGGACGAUAACCUGGAUGUGACGACCUUCAUCGUGCUCAAACUGGAGAAGAACUCGGUGCAGAUCAGCGAUCUGGCCCCGGGCACAGCCUACCUGUUCAGGGUCCAGGCCCUGGGCAGCGACGGGAGCCCCGGAGGCUCCAGCGUGGAGGAACAGUACGAGACCUCUUCUUCUGAAGGACGCCUCACUCAAAGCAACACAGCAGCCGUGCUCGGUGCAGCGGUCGGAGGAGCGGCCAUGUUGUUCAUAGUGAUCGUGGUCCUGUUCCUACGCAGACGGAAGAGAAACUCUCACACCAGGCAAGGACCAGAGGACACCUACUUCUCCAGCCCAGAGCAACUGAAGCCUCUGAAGACCUACGUGGACCCACACACAUACGAGGACCCCAACGUAGCCGUCCUGAAGUUCGCCACUGAAAUCCACCCCAGCCACAUAACCAAACAGAAAGUCAUUGGAGCUGGGGAGUUUGGCGAGGUGUACCGGGGGAUUCUGAGGGUGCCGGGGAGGAAGGAGGUGGCGGUGGCGAUCAAGACGCUGAAGCCCGGCUACACGGAGAAACAGAGGCAGGACUUUCUGAGCGAAGCCUCCAUCAUGGGUCAGUUCUCUCACCAGAACAUCAUUCGCCUGGAGGGGGUGGUCACCAAAUGUAAGGAUUUCUUCAAACACGCCAUGAUCGUGACUGAAUACAUGGAGAACGGAGCACUGGACAGGUACCUGAGGGACCACGACGGUGAGUUUUCCUCCUUCCAGCUGGUGGGCAUGCUGCGCGGCAUCGCUGCCGGCAUGAAGUACCUCUCUGACAUGAGCUACGUCCACCGCGACCUGGCUGCCCGCAACAUCCUCGUCAACAACACCCUGGAGUGUAAAGUGUCCGACUUCGGCCUGUCCCGGGUGCUGGAGGACGAUCCCGAGGGGACGUACACCACGAGUGGAGGUAAGAUCCCCAUUCGCUGGACGGCUCCAGAGGCAAUAGCGUACAGGAAGUUCACCUCAGCCAGCGACGUGUGGAGCUUUGGCAUCGUCAUGUGGGAGGUCAUGGCAUUUGGCGAAAGGCCUUACUGGGACAUGAGUAACCACGAGGUGAUGAAGGCCAUCAACGAGGCGUUCAGGCUGCCGGCGCCCAUGGACUGCCCCUCGGCCGUUUACCAGCUGAUGCUGCAGUGCUGGCUUCAGGAUCGCUCCAAGAGGCCACGCUUCGGAGACAUCGUCAGUCUGCUGGACAAACUGCUGCGGAGCCCAGAGUCCCUGAAGACCAUCGCAGACUUUGACCCACGCGUAUCCAUCCGCCUGCCCAGCACCAGCGGCUCGGACGGUUCUCCCUUCAGGUCGGUGUCCGAGUGGCUGGAGUCCAUCAAGAUGAGCCAGUACAGCGAGAACUUCACGUGCGCCGGGAUCGUCACCAUGGACCAGGUCCUGCAGAUGAAGAACGAGGACAUUAAGAACAUCGGGGUGAGGCUCCCCGGCCAUCUGAAAAGAAUCGCCUACAGCAUCUUGGGUCUGAAGGACCAGACCAGCACCCUGAGUGUGUUUGCAGUGUGAUCCUGACGCCGACGGAGGGAAUUAAAAUGGGGCACUGACGCCAGGCGGCCCUCUGAACUCUGAGCUGAGCCGGAGCGACACUGCAGGGACGCCGCUCGAUCGGCGGAACCGAGAGAAAACGUCUCGCCAUCCUUUGGGGCCAACUGACUUAACUCAGACUGACUUACUGUACAUUUUUUUUUUUUGUUUUUUGUUUUUAUUUCUUCAUCUUAUCCACACGGGAAUGGAACAAAAUAUACAACAAUAGAUGUAUCAGUUAGACUCUGUAUAUUUAGAAAUCUAUUUUUAUUACUCAUGUCUUCUGUACAGAUACAAUCCAUUGCUCAUGCAUUUAUUUUAAUUUUUUUUUUUCUUCAUUUCACAUUCCGGCUUCAUAAACAUCAACAAUCGAGCCAGUUCGUUCUGGGAACAGCUUCAACUGCAGAAACUGCACCCUGAGCUCGUCGCGCC